AAACAAAGGUUAGCACUUAGUUAACAAAAAAUAAUGUUCCAUGUUUUGCAUAAAUUUCAUAAUAAUAAAAUAAUAAAGUUCCUUUAGUAUCGAAAUUUGAAAAACCGCGCUAGUGAUCCCAAGUUGACAACUUUGACAACAUAACCCCAUUUUUUUAUGUAUUGUACAUAGCCUUGUUAUUAAUAAUUAUUUAUCUAUGAAACUACCCUGAUAAAUGAUAUCAAACAUAAAUUAUACGAUUUAAAAUGGACAGUGCCGUUUACGAUACAGACAAAAUUCUGACUUCUUUUGAAGAUGGAACGUUUCGUAGAGUUUACGGAUCUACCAGGACGAUUUCGCUGACGGAAAUAAUAACGCAGUUGCACGAAUUCGUAUCGUGGCUUAAUACGACCGUAAUUCCAUAUUGUAAUUUGGAAAUUGAAAGCUUCGAUGCCGAACAACGAGCACAAUUCUUUCAAAUCGCAGACUUUGCCAGGGAUAGACUGGCUAGAGUUAAGGACGUGAGGGAUCCUGCGAAAAGAUGUAAUCCUUACAUGAUUAGGUGCAGUAAAUGUGGCGAAUUGGUGAAGAUAGACUGUUGGGAGAGCAUUCAACAACAUGAACAUUUUGAGCAGGUGUUAUCCAAUCAGAACAGUGUAUUGGAUCUCCAACCGCCGGUGCAAGUUGAAGGUGUAGGAACUGCAAGUGGCUGUACUUGUGCUGUUACGCUGCCCACCAAGUUUAAGUUUCGUUUUUCGGUUGGAUAUUUCCCAGAAGUUGUAAGGUUUUUUUACAUCACCAGAGAAUUUAAAAACGAUACGGUUUAUAUAAACGGCGUCAGUUAUUACACGUUACGAAUUAUAGAUGACGAUAUGUGCAGCUGCUUAAUAUGUGAUACUAUUGUCGGCCGCAAAUCUGUCGUAUCGCACAUUGAAGGGAAAAGGCAUACUGCCAAUAAAGUUUCAGCGUCUUUACCCAAUGUAGAAGUCUUUCACAAGCAAUGGAUGAGUCAAGAGCUGGCAUUUCAAGUGCAUCAAUUGUACUUUGUACCGUUUAAUAAGUAUUAUACGUUAUGUGAACUUUGCACUUGCUCCUAUGUUGCAUACACAUCGCUUAAGGAUCACCUUUUGGAUAAGAGACACAAAAAACUGAUUUUGGAACAGUUUAAAACGUACAGAAAUGUAGCGAUUUUGAAAAUGCAGGCGCAACUGUAUGGGGAAGAAGUGGAAGCAAUCAAACCCGAUGAUGGACAAACUGAUCAAAUUGCAUCUAUCAGUCCAAUAAAGUCUAGUAUUGUAAAUGGUUACAUUAACGAAAAUACUUGCAAUAAUUGUUUGACUUUCACGCCUCAAUCGCCUAUGCGCUUUGAUUUCGUUAUUCAUUAUCAUUCGAAUCUGGAACGUCUGCUGUACGGCAAUCAUCAGUUUUCCGGAAAAACAAAAAUGAAAAACGGCAGCGAGCUGCAUCUAAUACUGUCACACAAUGCCACCGACUGCGCUUGUCUUUUGUGUUGUUGCAAAUUUGCCUUGAAACUCACGAAAGAACACUUGGAAGGCGCUAAGCACUUCAAAAAAGCGAACGACAGCCAAUGCGUGGAUAACUUGGAAGCUUAUCACCGCUACUGGAUCGGUCAAGAAGUCGAAUACCAAGCUCAUCAGGUCUACUUCCUUCCAUCGUCUGCCAAUUCGGCCACGUGUCAACUGUGUAAAAACUUGAACGUGUUUUACGAUUUAAUACACCAUCAUUUAAAGGACAAGUGUCAUAAACAACAGGUACUUCAAGAGAAUUCCCAGCAGUCCGAUUUGCUUGUACUUCAGCGGAAAGUUUACCAAACAAAUAGCAACAACUUCGAUUUGCUAAUUAAUGAUGUGGAACAACCCGAUGCUGUAGUUCAUGAUUUAGUCGAAAUACCUUCGACAAGCGCGAACGGUACUCGCAAACUAUCUGAAAAUAGUAAUGAAAAGUCAGAUUCGGAAUCAGAAGAUGAGCCGUCCGACACGGAGAAUGACCAGCCGCAAACCGACGCAAAACCCGUUACUAAAGAAGACGUGGAGCAUAAGAUUGUGAAAUCUUUCGAUGGGAAUAGUCAGAAUGAGUUGCAUAAUUUAAUCGAGCAUCGGCAUUGGGCCGAUUUUGAUAGAGGGAUGAGAAUUACACAGACUCACGUCGAGUGUUUGGUGUGCAAAGUGAAACUGGCUAAAGAACGUGAACAGAUUUUGCUGCACGUCAUGUUAACAUCUCACAAGGUUAAUGUUGGCAAUAAGAAGAAGACUAAAUUUUAUUGCGAGAUAUGCAACACACACAUUCAUCGAGAGCCGACCUGGUUGUACCAUAUAAGGGCCGAUCGUCACAAAGACAGAUGCCAAAAGUUAGGAUCAAGUCGACAACUGAAGCUCACGGAAUAUGAGUGCACAACCUGCCAGUUGGUUAUAUUCGGUGAUGAUAUGUCUAUCAUGCGACACCGCAUGACCAGGCAAGGAAAGGGAAAACGUUCAAAAAAGAUCACUUUGAACCAAAAGGUGAAAAAUCUUCUUGUUAGCGAAAAGUUCAUAACGCAGGAGGCUAAUAGACUUGUAAAGGAAGCAAAAGAAGUUCUACAGAAUCAGGCAAAGGUUAAUGAAUGCUGUUGCGCGAUUAAAGCAGCUUUGACGGAACUCUAUCCGCAUUGCGCCGUUUAUCCCUUCGGGUCACAGGUCUCUGGACUAGGAAAUAAGCAUAGUGAUUUAGAUUUAUUUGUCGACUUGGACGACAUGUAUUUCGGCGAAAAAAACCAAGAUUCACGUAAUCAAGUUAGAUACGUAACUGACGUAAUGAAAGUAUUUGUGAAGAAGCCAAAGCUUUUCCGUGAUCUCAAUCCGAUCGCUAGCGCUAGAACGCCGAUUGUACAAGUCUACCACGUUCCUACUCAAUUAGAUUGUGAUUUAUCAUUUCGACACGGUUUAAGUGUGGAAAACACCAAAUAUUUACGGCUGUGUAUAGAAUUGCAACCGACGAUUCAGCAGUUAAUUCUUAUACUAAAGCAAUGGCUGGUUUGCACUAAAUUGACGGGCCAUAUCACAACGUACUCGCUUUCGAUGAUGGUAAUCUUUUUUUAUCAAAGUUUGGGAUAUUUAACCGCAGUUCACAAGCUUAAAUAUUUAGCACCGGGAGCCUCGCUUAUUAUUGAUGGCUGGGGCGUUAUCAAUUUCGAUUCAUUUACCCCAGAAGCGAUUAGGCCACAUAUUAAUUUAUGUGAAAAAUCUCUCAAGGAAUUACUCGUGGAUUUUUUUUUGUAUUAUAGCAAGUUUAAUUAUGAAAAAGAUGUGAUUUGUCCUCUCUUAGGACAUACCAUAAUAAAAUCUCUAUUUUCCGAAGACGCACAGGUUACCGGUUUACCUCUGGAAAUGUCAAUAUAUGUUCGAAAAGUUUCUGAAAACACCACUGAGCAUUUUAGGUCUGAAUCGGCCAUGUGUAUUCAAGAUCCGUUCGAUUUGAGUCACAAUUUAACGAAAGGCUGUUCUGCUGGUAUUGUAAAUAAAUUAAAGCAAUUAUGUGGUUUGACGCAUACAUUUUUAACAACGGGAAAAUAAUGUUUAUGGGGUUGAGUUUUUUAUAUGCUUUGUUUUAUUGUACAAUCUUUUAAAUAAAAGUGCUUGAAAACCCU
Messenger RNA from Photinus pyralis (common eastern firefly), 3622 nucleotides. RefSeq lists its product as uncharacterized. The transcript has 9 exons. NCBI's taxonomy places the organism in Eukaryota, Metazoa, Arthropoda, Insecta, Coleoptera, Lampyridae. Gene Ontology annotation, molecular function: zinc ion binding; poly(A) RNA polymerase activity; nucleic acid binding. The record is from RefSeq and is a predicted model, not a curated record. Gene Ontology annotation, biological process: mitochondrial mRNA polyadenylation; mRNA 3'-end processing. Bases 246 to 3548 code for a protein of 1100 amino acids.